GGCUGGAGAGGAUCUGUUUCCCACAGAUGAAAAAGGCAUGAUUAUACCCAGCAACACUGACCUCCUACAAACAUGGGAGGCCAUGGAAGAGCUGGUGGAUGCUGGCCUGGCAAAAGCCAUUGGCAUCUCCAACUUCAACCACGAACAGAUUGAAAGAAUCUUGAACAAGCCAGGACUGAAAUACAAGCCUGCAAACAUCCAGAUUGAAUGUCAUCCAUACCUGACCCAGGAGAAGCUGAUCAACUACUGCCAUUCCAAAGGGAUUGCUGUGACAGCAUAUAGUCCCUUUGGCUCUCCUGACAGACCACGGACUCAGCUAGAGCAUCCUUUACCUCUGGAUGACCCCAGGAUUAAAGAGAUUGCAGCCAAGCACAACAAAAGUGCAGCACAGGUUCUCCUUCGCUUCCACAUCCAGAGAAAUGUGAUUGUGAUCCCCAAGUCUGUCACACCACAGCGCAUUGUGGAGAACUUCAAGGUCUUUGACUUUGAAUUGACUAAAGAAGACAUGACAACUCUUCUCAGCUUUAACAGGAACUGGAGGAUGGGUUUAAUAAGCCAGGCCAAAAUGCACAAGGAGUACCCUUUCCACGCAGAAUACUGAUGCUGUUUGUAACCUGACCUUCUCUGAACCCCUGGUGUUUCAUGUGCCUCUCCUCUAGCUUUGAGCUGUGUAUCCAGCUUUCUUACUGCAUCUGAGCUGUUGCUGCUAGUGAAGUCAAAGGACAUUUAUUCCAUU
Coturnix japonica (Japanese quail) is the source of this 736-nucleotide messenger RNA. NCBI's taxonomy places the organism in Eukaryota, Metazoa, Chordata, Aves, Galliformes, Phasianidae. The record is from RefSeq and is a predicted model, not a curated record.